This is a messenger RNA of Lucilia cuprina (Australian sheep blowfly), 1352 nucleotides long. RefSeq lists its product as uncharacterized. The coding region runs from base 14 to 1258 and encodes 414 amino acids. The record is from RefSeq and is a predicted model, not a curated record. Lineage: Eukaryota; Metazoa; Arthropoda; Insecta; Diptera; Calliphoridae. The transcript is spliced from 4 exons.
GUCAUCGAACAAUAUGGAACCACAGCAAAACGGUAUUGCAGCUGAUAAGGAAUUGCCACAAUGGUUGGACAAUGUUACCUUGGAGAAGGCAAUCAGGCAACAAAUAGGAGACUACAAAAAUAUUUUAGAAAUUAAAACCGAAAAUAGUUCGAAAGAAGGUGAAAAUUAUUCUUCACUUAUGAUGCGUAUUAAAGCUGAUGUUGAAAUGGAGGAUGGCAGUAAAAAGACGGCUUCAUUUAUUCUGAAGACCCAACAUUCCAAUGAAAUGAUGGCAAGAAUUCUAAACAUGCUGAGACUGUUCCCCAAGGAAGAGGAAAUUUAUCAUAAAAUUCUACCAAAAUUUGAACAACUCUAUAAGGAAGCUGGUAAAUCUGUUCAAUUUGCCCCAAAUUCGUAUACAUUUGAUCGUGAUAUAGGUGUAGAUUAUGUUUUGCUGGAAGAUCUACAUGUAAAGAAAUUUAAAAAUGCCAAUCGUUUGGAGGGUCUUGAUAUGGAUCAUGUUAAGGAGGUUCUAAUUAAAAUGGCUGAGUUUCAUGCUGCAUCAGCAUGUUAUGUUGAACAUUAUGGAAUGUUUGGUGAAGAUUUUACAGUGGGCAUAUUUAGUGAGAAAAAUAAGGAAUUAUUGAAGGAGUUUAAUGCUUCGGCUGCAUUUUUGAGUCAGCUAAAGAAAUGGAAAAAUUGCCAACAAUAUUAUGAGAAAUUGGCUGACAGUGAUGAGUUUUUGGUAGAUCGCCUGUUGGAAGAUCAAAAGGUAAAUCCUCGUGAAUUUAAUGUUUUAAAUCACGGUGAUUGUUGGUCAAAUAACAUAAUGUUUCAAUACGAUGCAUUCGGUAAAAUAAAAAAUACCUUAUUUGUGGACUUUCAAGUCGGCAAAUAUGGUUCACCAGCCAAUGAUCUGUAUUAUUUUAUAUUAUCAUCCGCCAAAAAGGAUAUAAAACUUACACAAUUCGACUACAUGAUACGUUUCUAUUAUGAACAUUUGGUGGAGAAUUUGAAACUUUUACAAUAUCAUCGUCCCUUGCCGAAAUUGAAAAAUAUUCAUAUUGCUCUAAUGAAUAAUGGUUUAGCGGCUUAUAUGGUUGUUUCUAAGGUCUUGCCUGUUGUUAUUUUGGAAAAGACCGAUCAAGCCAAUUUAGAAAAUUAUAUACAUGAUGAGUCGAAAAUGAAGACAGCAAUGUUUAGUAACCAUAAGUAUGUUCAAGCCAUGUCAGAAAUUUUACCAUGGUUGGAUAAUCGCGGUUUGCUCGACUGGAAAUAAUUUAUUUCUAAUUAAAAUUAAUAUUUUGUUUGUUUGCCAUUAUAAUUAUUAUUAUUUAUGUUGUUUUCGUAUUAAAUUUGCUGUGAUUGUAAAA